UUAUUUGCUAACGUGCAAUUAAAAUGGUCGAUCGUAUACAAUAUUAGGUAGGUACAUGCAAUUAGUAGUAACAAAUAUGUGCAUUAGUGUUGUCCUCGGCCCAAGGCUUAACGGCAAUAUCACCGUACACCCCACUACGCGUUAAUAGACGGAUGUUCGAUUUUACCCUUUCGAUUUACACACACAUACACCCAAAUACCACCACUUCCAGGCCGAUAUAUUAUGUAUAUGCAAACUCGUAUACGUUAUAUAGACUGCUAAAGCAAAUGUUGUGCUUUUUUCAACUCAGUUACCUAGUGCCCAUCGUCACAACGCGCGCACAUUUUUUUCCCCCGUGCAUUUUACACGAACUUGUUAUAUUAUCAUUAAUUUUUGUUUUUAUGAUAUUAAAUUCUUACGCUUAAUCCCAGCUACAGCAUAUUGUUACGAAUUUAACUAUGGCUUAAUGGCAGGAAAAAUGAAAGAAAAUUCAAAAUAUAGCGACGAUUCUCUUUCAUCCUUAAACGAAUCAACUGGGUCAUUAAACAGAUCGUACAAUGAUAUUUCUGAACACGAAAAUGGUAUAUACGUCAUCGUAAGAUCUCGGCCAUUAAGCACCAAAGAAAAUAGAGCAAGUGAACCAUCAAUUGUAUCGUUUCCGGGAAAUGGACGUAUUUUGGUGGAAGGAUUUCAAACAAUCGGUGGAUCUAAUGGGCCUAAAUCUAAACUUUUCUCUUUCAAUGUCGUAUUUGAACCGGCAGCCACGCAAGAGGACAUAUUUCAAUAUUCAGGCAUCAAGAAGCUCAUCGAGAUGGCGGCCGAAGGUUUUAACACCACUUGCUUUUGUUACGGACAAACCGGAAGUGGUAAAACUCACACACUUACGGGGCCUCCAGGAAUGUUUUUCAACAAGCGCAUUGAACCUUUUUCAGCAGAUCAUGGUCUAGUAUUUCGAUCGUUUAUGUACCUAUUUCGAUUGGUACAACAACGACAAGAUCUUCAUUUCGUACUCAAAGCCUCAUUUCUAGAAAUUUACAAUGAAAAGGUGAUAGAUUUAUUAAAUCCAGGAACUGUCAGAAAACCAUUAGACGUGAGAUGGUCCAGGAAAGCCCGUAACUUUUAUGUCGAUAAUUUGUUUAUGGUGGACUGUGAAGAAUUAGAUGACCUACAAGCUGUGUUAGAAGAAGGCAUGAAAAACAGAACAGUAGGAAGCCAUAAUAUGAACGAAUGCUCCAGUAGAAGUCAUACGAUGUUGACAGUGUAUAUUACAUCUGAACAACAAAUAUCCGAAGAUGGAGUUUUUAUUACGAAACAGGGCAAAAUUAAUUUUGUUGAUUUGGCUGGCAGUGAAAUGACUAAAAAAACUAUGAGUGAAGGGAAAACUUUAGAAGAAGCAAAUAAUAUCAACAAAAGCUUAAUGGUUCUAGGCUACUGCAUAGCAUCGCUGAGUGAUCCUAAGAAGCGGAAAGGCCACAUACCGUACCGAGACAGUAAACUUACCAAACUCCUGUCUGAUAGUUUAGCCGGUACAGGUGUCACGUUGAUGAUAGCAUGCAUAUCACCAGCAAGAUCAAAUGCUAGUGAGACGAUAAGCACGUUAAGGUAUGCAGCUCGUGCAAAAAAAAUCAAAACCAAACCCGUGAUAGUUAUGGACCCCAGGGAAGCAUUAAUCGUCAGUUUGCGGCGUGAGGUGGAGGCGCUGCAGAACGAAAACGAUCAUUUGCGGAAGGCUUUGGAUAUUAACAAGACGUCGUCGGCUAGCAUUUCGAAUGUAAAAAUGCCGCCCAAUAUGGACAUGGACCGGUUAAUACAAAUGGACCCCAAGGAGCUUGUGGAUCUGGUCAAACAUUACGCGAAUGAAAACGAGGCGCUACGCAGAGAAAACGCCGAGCUAUUCAACUCCAGGGACCUAUUACAGAGAGACCACGAAAUUGUUUGUAGGGAGAACGAACGGCUGCUGAAGAAACUCGAAGACGUCAACUCGGCAUGUAUAAGGUCUCCAAUAAUUCCGGCCCGUGGCCAAUAUAUUGACAAAAUAGAAACGGCCUCAACAAACAGCUCUUCGGACACACAAAUUAUCCCAAUGGAAAAUAAUAAAUUGGGAAGAGAAAAAAGGGAUUUACCUAUGACCUAUCAAAGAGAAAUAGACAAAAAAGGGAUCGGAAAUACAAUAAAUAAUUUCGUGGGCUCUUUCAAGAACCGAAGAAAAACAUCAUCAGAUAGUUGUAAAGCACCAUCAAAACCGACUUCAACUAAAAGAUCACCACCAGUGGUUGACCACAUACAGUCUUCGCCGUUGGUAGGCGGAGCUUACAACAAAUUCGAUGAUGGGCUCAACUCGGCGGCCUCGACGCUCGCGUCCAUCGUCAGCCGGCAAGCGUUCGACAUACCGCGGAUGGACAGAAACAGCGGUGGAGGCAGCGUAGGUGACGACAUCGGCAGUGCGGGUGACCGACGAAGCGCCGGUGGCCGAUUUUCUCUGCCGGACAUCGUAGGUCCCAGUGACGGCAUCGACAGUGGCAAGCGAGAGCGGCUGGACAGCGAUGCAAGUGGCAUGCGACCGCGGCGGGACAGCGUCGGAAGUGGCGUGCGCACGCGGCGGGACACACAAGCAAGAGGCCGUGAUCCGUUCGGAAGUCCGGUUACGCCGCAGACGUACAACGGAUUCAGGUACCAUGCUGGUAAUACUCGGGUUGCCGCCGCCGCCACCGUCAACACAGCCGCAGCGUCCGGUUGAAAGAAAGGCACCGCAGGAGAUCGCGUGGACUUCGACGGAUGUCCCAUCAUUUUAACGUAAACCAUUGAUCGCAAUAAAAAUGUACCUACCGAAAAAAUAUUUAUAGCAUAACUAAUACCCAUGUGGUAGCUAUAUAUUUUGAUAAUGAUAGGAACAUAAUGUAUAAUUAAUGAAAAAGGUGGUAAAGGGCCCCCCCCAAGAUUGUCAAAAAAAUAAUUUUAAAUAUUCUUAUACAUUUUGAAACAAUACACUUUCUUUUUUUGUGUACGCAAACAGAGGAGUAUCUGAAGUAGUGAAAUAUCAUGCUAUGUAAAUGUGUACACAAGGCAAAUGCACGUCAAACUAAUUGCUGAUAUAUGUUAAGUUAUUACUUUAUUAGAGACCCCGUUCAAAAUCCUCCACUGGAAAUUAUGCAAAGUAUAUAAAAUUUAGUUAAGGUAUUUAUCAACUGUAAUUUUUGGUUCAGAUAUCGCAGUGUUAUAAUUGCAUAGAUCAGUAACGAGUUAAAAAUUAUGUUAACAUAUAA
This is a messenger RNA of Acyrthosiphon pisum (pea aphid), 3242 nucleotides long. RefSeq names its product kinesin-like protein KIF12. Gene Ontology annotation, molecular function: ATP binding; microtubule motor activity; microtubule binding. NCBI's taxonomy places the organism in Eukaryota, Metazoa, Arthropoda, Insecta, Hemiptera, Aphididae. Gene Ontology annotation, cellular component: microtubule associated complex. Gene Ontology annotation, biological process: spindle elongation; microtubule-based movement; mitotic spindle organization. The record is from RefSeq and is a predicted model, not a curated record. Bases 446 to 2716 code for a protein of 756 amino acids. The transcript is spliced from 16 exons.